AUGGCCGCGUCCCUCGGAGCGCCCCGGGACCCUGUUGACGAGGCGCCGCCGCCCCAGCCGGAAGCGCGCACCUCGGAGCGCAGCUCGGACAGCAGAGCCGGUCAGCUCUCAUUCUGUACCAAGGUGUGCUAUGGCAUUGGUGGGAUCCCCAACCAGGUGGCCUCCAGCGCCACAGCCUUUUACCUGCAACUCUUCCUGCUUGAUGUGGCCCAGGUCUCUGCUGCCCAGGUGUCACUUGUCCUGUUUGGAGGGAAGGUGUCUGGGGCAGCUGCCGACCCUGUGGCUGGGUACUUCAUCAGCAGAAGCAGGAGGACAGGGGCUGGACACCUCAUGCCCUGGGUGCUGGGCUGCACGCCCUUCAUCACCGUGGCCUACUUCCUCCUGUGGUUCCUGCCCCCCUUCACCAGCCUGCGGGGCCUCUGGUACACGAGCUUCUACUGCCUGUUCCAGGCCCUGGCCACGUUCUUCCAGGUGCCCUACGCGGCGCUCACCAUGCUCCUGACCCCCUGCCCGAGGGAGCGGGACUCGGCCACGGCGUACCGGAUGACCAUGGAGAUGGCGGGGACGCUGAUGGGAGCCGCCGUCCACGGGCUCAUCGUGGCGGGCGCCCACAGGCCGCACAGGUGCGAGGACGCGGCGCUCGCCGGGCCGCUCGCCGUCUCCCCCGACGCGAAUCGUCUCUACUCCAUUGCAGCCGCCGUGCUUGCUCUGACCUACCCCGUGUGCACUGGUUUGCUCUGCCUCGGGGUGAAGGAGAGACCAGACUCCUCUGCCCCAGCCUCAGGCCAAGGCCUGAGCUUCCUGGCUGGGCUGUGCCUCGCUGUCCGGCACCCGCCCUACCUAAAGCUGGGGAUCUCCUUCCUGUUCAUCUCAGCAGCCAUUCAGGUGGAGCAGAGCUACCUGGUCCUGUUCUGUACACAUGCGUCCCGGCUCCAUGAUCAUGUCCAGAGCGUGGUGCUAACCAUCCUGGUCUCGGCUGUGCUGAGCACCCCGCUGUGGGAGUGGGUCCUACAACGAUUUGGGAAGAAGACUUCAGCCUUCGGGAUCUGUAUGAUGGUGCCUUUUGCAAUCCUGUUGGCUGCUGUGCCCACCGCACCUGUGGCAUAUGUGGUGGCCUUUGUAUCUGGCGUGAGCAUUGCUGUGUCCUUGCUGCUACCCUGGUCCAUGCUUCCAGAUGUGGUGGAUGCCUUCCAGCAGCAGCACCAGCAUGGCCCAGGCCUAGAGACCAUCUUCUACUCAUCCUAUGUCUUCUUCACCAAGCUUUCUGGCGCAGGCGCCCUGGGCAUCUCCACUCUCAGUCUGGAGUUUGCGGGCUAUGAGGCAGGAGCCUGCAAGCAGGCGGAGCCAGUGGUGGUGACCCUCAAGGUCCUCAUCGGGGUCGUGCCCACCUGCAUGAUCCUCACUGGUCUAUGCAUCCUCAUGGUUGGCCCCACUCCAAAGGUGCCCAGCCAGGACCCUUCCCGCCGGCAGAGUCUUCAGAGGAGGACCAGCUACAGCCUCGCUUGA
This is a messenger RNA of Odobenus rosmarus divergens (Pacific walrus), 1506 nucleotides long. RefSeq names its product major facilitator superfamily domain containing 2B (gene MFSD2B). Gene Ontology annotation, biological process: carbohydrate transport. Gene Ontology annotation, molecular function: symporter activity; sphingolipid intramembrane carrier activity. NCBI's taxonomy places the organism in Eukaryota, Metazoa, Chordata, Mammalia, Carnivora, Odobenidae. The record is from RefSeq and is a predicted model, not a curated record. Gene Ontology annotation, cellular component: membrane. The transcript has 14 exons. The coding region runs from base 1 to 1506 and encodes 501 amino acids.